CUAUGAACUUGCGAGGGGUUGUUUUUUCGGCUCUAGUUUUUAUUUCGAGCGCGUGAUGCAAAUUUGCUCGUGAACAGACAGACAAGGAAGACACGGGAACCAGAAGCAACAUCAUAUUUCACUUGUUGCAGCUUGAACCAAACAAAACGAGCGAAAGGAACUUGAAUAAAAUCGGUAGCGAAAGAACAGUACAAGAUUUAUCUAUGCCGAAGGACACGACCACGAUGUCCUCUAGCAAGGGCGGCGCUCCUGUCUACCUCGCAAGCGCGGCGGAGAACGGGUCGGAGCCCGACACUGCCACUCACUCCGGCACCGGGACCAGCAGCGGCUCGGAUGCAGAGGCCUACAGCUCGCCGGACCGGAAACAGAAUACUUUCUACCCGCCAGCCAGGGGCGACGACAGCGAGGAGCGAGAGCCCCUGACGUCCAGCACCACUAUAACGAGCGCCGCAACCCUGUCCUCGUCGUUUGUGGCGGGCGGGAAUCCGAAUGACCAGAAGCUGAAGUUGCGGAAUUUUGCCGCGCCAAGCAGCCCCACGGACGACGAGAAGGAGCGCGCUGACUAUGCGGAGGAGGUGCUAUUCAAGCCCUUUCGCUGGCUCUCAGACCUGAACGAGCUGUACGGCUUCCGGUUACUCUUCAUGCUCUUCGUUGCACAGCACAUCAUGAAGGGCUUUGCAGGUACUUAAUUUUGCUAUAUUCAUUCUUAGGAAUUUUGGGAGCACCGGAGAGUCUACCCCAGACAGAAGUACUUACUUGAGAUUUGUGUUUUUAUCUUUUCAUCGCGGACUCAGUCAACAUAGAACGAAGCAAAAGCUGGACAUCCAAAAUCGGUCAGGCACCUUCGUUGGGCAACCGGAGCGGUUUAUCUACAAGUCGUAUCACAUCAGCGGUCCGCAGGUGCAGAUUUACAUGGGUGUGUCGGGGCUACCGUGGGCGCUGAAGCCCAUCUUCGGGCUUCUUUCCGACCUGGUUCCGAUUAACGGGUACAACAAGCGGCCCUACAUUCUGGGCGCCUCCUUCCUGGGUGUGACGUCGAUGCUGUUUCUGGCGUUUCUGGAAGUCCCUGUGACCAUGAUCGUGAUGUUCUUCUUCUGCAUCGCCCUGCAGCGGUCGGUGUGCGACCUGCUGACGGAGGCGAAGUACGCCGAGGCACUGAAAAAGAAGCCGGAGCACGGGCCGGACUUGAUGACGUUUGUGUGGGGCGGAAUCGAGAUGUUUGGGCUGAUCGCGCUCACUAUCAAAUGCAAAAAUGUCUGGGUCUGGAAGAAUGCAACAUUUGUCAUGCACGUUUUGUAUGACGUGUGAGGUCUGUGAUGCAUGCCCUAGCAUCACAGAUUCUGUGAGAUCUUUUCCAUGCCUUUUCCGCAUGAGAAACUGCCUCUCGGCCUGCUCAAAAGUGAAUAGCUUUAGUGGUGAUCAUGCAACACAGAUUUUUGCAUGAUCCAGAAUUAGCAUGACAGGUUGCAACCUUCCAGACCCAGACAUUUUUGCAAUCCAUACUCAUGUGCGUCGGUCCGCUCGUGGAGUGGAUCGGGCCACGGAAGCCGUACUUGCUGCUGAUGCCGUAUCAAAUGUAAAAAUGUCUGGGUCUGGAAGAAUGCAUGUUUGUCAUGCUUGUCUGGCAUGACUCUUAAAUGUGUCAUGCACGUUACCCAAGAGCUCCACUCUUCUGUGAUGCAGGAACGCAGUUUGUCAUGCAAAAUAGGCAACACCUAGAAGCUCAGAAACUUGUCAUGUUGAGCCAGCAUUUGUGGCCUCAUCAUGAGACGCCACCCAGCAUCACAAGUUUCCAGACCCAGACAUUUUUACAUUUGAUAUGCCGUUUGCGUCACUGAUUCUGUACCCGACCUACAAAAAUUACCUCGACGAGACCAAGCGACCGGCGGCGGAGACCCAGGCGCACCGGAAGAAGCUGGUCACGGAGAAUAAGGAGGUGUUCAUGCUCUGCAUUCUGAUCACCAUCUGCACUUUGUGCAUGACGGUGUCCGGCACCCUGUUUACGUCCGUCCGCCUGCACGCGUUGACGGCCCUAGUUGUUCUGGUGGUCAUCCUCUUCUCCUUCUCUGUCAUCCUGCGCCCGGAAAUCGCAAAAAUGAACGCAUUCUACGUCUUGCAGGGAAGCUUAAGCAUCGGCAUCGGCGGGGCGUCAUUCUACUUCUUCACCGACGGGCCAAAAGAGUAUAGGAGCUGUUAAAAAUGUAGUCGUGUUCAAUGCGUUUGCGAGUUUUUCCAAAAAUUUGUAACCGCCUACAACUAGAACUACAACUUCUGACAUCUUCACUGUCAUGAUUCCCUCUGCGUAACCAGCUCCGCAGAGAACUACAUUUGAUCGCAGGAGCUAAAACUCCUGACACCAACACCUCCAACCUGCAGGUAUCCCACAGGACCCCACUUUUCCACCUUCUUCUUCGUGACCGUCCUAGGCGUGACCGGUACAUUGUGCUCCCUGUGCGGUUUGUGGUUUUACAACCGGUUCUUGAAGAACUACAGCUACAUCACUCUGUUGACGCUGACGAAUCUGCUCGGGGUGGCGUUGUCCAUUCUCGACAUCGCGAUUUUCACCCGUUCCAACGUGGCCUGGGGAAUCAGCGACCACCUGUUUGUCAUGGGCGGGACGGUGUCCGCCAGCUUGAUCGGGAACUGGCAGUGGAUGCCCGGCGUGGUGAUGCUCUCGCAGAUGUGUCCCCGGAACAUGGAGGCCACUUUGUACGCGCUGCUCGCCGGCUGCCACAAUUUGGGCAACAGCAUUUCCGAGUACCUCGGCGCGUUCGUGCUGGAGGAACUGGGCUGCACGCCCACCGGGCAGGGUGACGAAACCACGAAAUUCGACAACCUGUGGGUGGCCGCUUUGAUCCAAACCGUGGUGCCCAUGUUCACGAUCGCACUAAUCCCCUACAUGAUUCCCAACAACAAACAGACAGACACAAUUCUCGUCGACGCGCCGGACUCCGCAACAAAAGGGUCACUGUACAGCAAGUGGUUUCCAGACACCACAGGCUACCAGCAAGUUGCCCGCAUGGAAUCCCAAUCCCCGAGAUCAUCGGGAGAUCCAGGAUCUAAAGAUUCCCCAACUGCGGCACGAGGAGCCUCUGUGUGAAGCAUCCAUAAAAACUAGACGGGCCGCUGCCACGGCACACAGCUCCUGUCAUAAGAUUUUUUGCAACGAGAACUUUUUCUUCCUUUAAGAUUGAUAGUACCGAGGUUUUGAAUGGGUUUCGCAUUACCUUGCCACAUAGAUAAAUUGCAGAAUAACAUGCGCAGGCACACGUCUGCUAUUCAUUCCAAGAAUACAGUAUUGUAAUAACUACUGAUACGCAGUCGCAGCUCGCGACGUCGGGCUUUUCUUGAGAGCUAUUUCCGCGGCAUACAGACGCCUUUUUGCGUCUGAUUGCUUCGCGCUGCAUGCGCUUGGCUUAGCUUUGAGAAUAAAGAUAAAUGAUCGCUUUUAUCGAGCUGUUUUUGCACAGAUAGAACUUCAUUCGAGGCUGUCGGCAAGAUUAAGAUUUAUCGAGCUUCAUGAUAUAACUGGCCACCUUCGAAACUCAGAACUUCUUCGGCUGUAUGACCACCUUUUUUCGAUAUGGCCUUCAUUUUGAAGAAAUUUCCCGAUGCCGACCGAGAAUCAAGAUUGUCACUACAGUGAAUUUCGGUUUUUGCCAUACAAGAGAACUUGGGCUACCACGGACGCUUAGCAUUUCAAUUUUCCGAAAGGACAAACAAUACAGCGAGAAUACGAAAGUUUAUACUUGCGCUUUUUUAGCCGAUAUGGCGAUAAUUUUUGUCCUAUCGCGAGCAAGACCAAGAUUGGGCAACUACAUCGAUUGCAAGUUAUUGCAAACUCCACUGUUGCACUAGCUGUAGCCGG
Messenger RNA from Amoebophrya sp. A120, 3868 nucleotides. NCBI's taxonomy places the organism in Eukaryota, Dinophyceae, Syndiniales, Amoebophryaceae. The record is from the annotation of a GenBank genome assembly.